Messenger RNA from Astyanax mexicanus (Mexican tetra), 2010 nucleotides. RefSeq lists its product as uncharacterized. The record is from RefSeq and is a predicted model, not a curated record. Lineage: Eukaryota; Metazoa; Chordata; Actinopteri; Characiformes; Acestrorhamphidae. The coding region runs from base 268 to 1986 and encodes 572 amino acids. The transcript is spliced from 3 exons.
CCCUAAUUCAGGAUCCAUUGCAUUACGCUCCUCUUUCACAUUCACCUGCCCAGAAUGUGCAAUCCGAUCCCGGACUUGCAACUCCAGCACUUGCAUAUUGCACAACGGCCAGCGCCGGAUGCGCAAUCAGCAGACCGGCUGGCCCUGCCCCAAACACGGCCUAUAAAAGAGGCCACAGACAAAGCCUCUGCGUCAGGAAGGCUGCUACACACAAACAUGGUGAGUUUGCUGGUUCUCUUACUGGGUUUUUGUUAAGGUUUGUUCACGAUGGUCUCACAGUGUUUCUCCCUGUUUCAGCCUAGAGUGUGUCCGAUCUGCAAGGGGACAUUUGCAAAUUUGCCGAGCCAUCUGAGAAGGCAGCACCAUGUGGUAAAUGCAGCAGAGUUUAGGCUGAUCCUACGGCUUGCGAGUGCCCGGUUAAAAGAUAGUCUGGCAUGCCCGCUUUGCGAAAAAAUCUUCUCAAGGUUGGACAUGCACCUCGCCAGCAGACACAAACUCUCUGGUAGCGAUCUGGAGGUGGUAUUGUCCUCAGCCAAGCGUGAAUGUAUCUUGGACAAGCUUGCUAAGCUUCGCCACUCUCAGCCUACCCCACCGAUGGCAAGCAUGUUGGAUAUACUGAGGGUCAAGGUCCAGCCUGAGCACCGCAGCGAGACUGUGCUAGUUUCACAGAGCAUGCCCACAAACAUGGACCCCAAUGGAUCACCUGAGCCUCACAGUGAACCAGAAAUACUUUCCACGAUCAUGCCUGCACUUUCAGCCCCAAAGACACCCAGACUGGAGCCCCCAACACCUCAUUCAUCCUUAGCAGGCUCAUCGAGGGAGAACUUGCCCAGGACACCCACUGAGUUCCCCAGCCCGAUCAUCAACCGUGUCCUGCAGGACUUUUAUGAGUUCUCGCUCCCUUCUAAUCCAUCCAACAAAGAUAUGGAAAACGCCCAACAGAGGUGCAGUCAUGCACUGCGGUUUCUCCAACACAUGGCUGCAGGUUUUUCUGACCAGCAGCUCAAGAACUUAAAAUUUCUGGAGGAUUUUCUACGGCUGAGGCAGUGGCCAGCCGACCUAGCUCACAAAGAGUAUGCCCCAACAUCCAUCAAGGUUAUGCUUCUCAAUGCUUCUGCCUUCGUGAACCAUUUCAAGGCUUUUCACUUAGAGAUUUCUGGUCUUAGUUCCAACAAGCUGGAACGUAUUCUGCUGCAGCUUCGAAGGCUGAGCCGUGACAACACCAGGGCAGUGCUAAGCCACCGGCAGAGAGCAAAACGGAAGAAAUCAGACUCCCUCCGAACCAGCACUGAGCUCCAGUCCUUCAUACGCAAGGCCGAGCGUAACCUGCCCAGAGUUAUGGAUGACAUCCGCACCAAGCCAACCUCAAAACUGUACCGAAUUGCCCAGGGAUAUGUUGCGGGGUACCUAGCAGUUCUCACCGGCCACCGCCCCAUCGUUUUCUGCAACAUCACCAAAGCUGACCUGCUGGAGGCUGAAAAGGACCCACUCGGCCGCACCCUGGUGUGGGUUGCUAGGCACAAGACGGACAGAGCCUUUGGGAAUGCGCAUUUGGCUCUCCUGCCAAAGGAAGCUGACUGGCUCAGAGACCUGGCAGAGAUAUCCAGCCUCUACGGUGGAGAGCAGUGCCCGUAUGUAUUCCAGUGGAACGGCAAGCAGGUCCAGAAGCUGAACCGUAUGCUGAGAGCAGCCUGGCAAGUUGCUGGCAUGACUGGGGACAUUGCUUUCAGCCUGAUCCGUACAUCCAUCGCCAUAGAGGCCAAGAAACAUCUGUCAUACUCGGACAGGCUGCUGGUGUGUAACAGCAUGUGCCACGACAUCUCCACAGCCGAGCGGUUCUACACUGAGGUUCCCAAUCUCAGUGAGGUUUUCCACAUAAGGGACCUUCGGACACGGGCUUUGAAUACCUCUGCAGAAACAUUGGAUGCAUCUAGUGAGCCAGAAAGUUCAUCCACUGAAAGCAGCUGCUCUCCAGAUAAUCAAUAAAACCAUCCAUUAUACAAUUUUAAA